Messenger RNA from Suncus etruscus (white-toothed pygmy shrew), 1743 nucleotides. It is a transcript of the gene NSRP1, whose product is annotated as nuclear speckle splicing regulatory protein 1. The record is from RefSeq and is a predicted model, not a curated record. Gene Ontology annotation, biological process: regulation of alternative mRNA splicing, via spliceosome. The transcript is spliced from 6 exons. Bases 148 to 1653 code for a protein of 501 amino acids. NCBI's taxonomy places the organism in Eukaryota, Metazoa, Chordata, Mammalia, Eulipotyphla, Soricidae.
UGCAGGUAUGGGCUUAUUUUGCCAAAGAAAGCACAGCAGUUACAUCGCGUUUUACAAAAGCCAUCAGUGUUUGGGGAUGAUUCUGAUGAUGAUGCUGAGACCUCCGUGAGUGAAAGCCUUCAGAGGGAAGCUGCUAAGAAGCAAGCAAUGAAACAGACCAAGCUGGAAAUCCAGAAGGCCCUUGCUGAAGAUGCUACUGUGUAUGAGUAUGACAGUAUUUAUGAUGAUUUACAAAAGAAGAAAGAAGAAAAUAAUCCCAAAUUACUUUUGGGAAAAGACCGGAAGCCCAAGUAUAUUCACAACUUGCUAAAAGCAGUUGAGAUCAGAAAAAAAGAACAGGAGAAAAGAAUGGAAAAGAAAAUACAGAGAGAGCGAGAAAUGGAGAAGGGAGAGUUUGAUGAUAAAGAGGCAUUUGUGACAUCUGCUUAUAAGAAAAAACUGCAGGAGAGAGCUGAAGAGGAAGAAAGAGAAAAGAGGGCUGCUGCACUUGAAGCUCGCUUGGAUGUAACCAAGCAGAAAGAUCUCAGUGGGUUUUAUAGGCAUCUGUUAAAUCAAGCGGUUGGUGAAGAAGAAGUGCCUUCAUGCAGCUUUCGUGAAGCUAGGCCUGAGAUAAAGGAAGAGAAAUUAAAGGGUUAUUCUGAUGAAGUACUUUCAGAGAACAGAAUUCCACAUGAGAAAAACAAUCUGCAGACUGUUUUGAAAGUAGAGAAUAACCCAGAUGCAGACAGUGACUUUGAUGAUAAAAGCAGUGAGGAUAAUGAAAUGAGAAAAAAUAAUGAAGUGAACUGCUGCAGGGAAAGGGGUACUGAAACCAUCAAGAAAGUGGCCAAGCAUCACAGAAAUCAAGUCCAUUCACAGUCAUCUAGUGAAGAAAGAGAGCAUACUACCUGGCACCACUCCAAAAGUUCCAAGUCAAAAGGACAUGAGAAAAGGGAAAGUCAAUACCAAUCCAGGGACCAGGAGAACUAUUAUGCCGACCACGAACACCGAAAGGAAAAGAAGGAUUCCCAUAAGCACCGAGAAGUCAGUCAUAGAGAUUCCCACUGGAAACGGCAUGAACAAGAAGAUAGAUUAAAGGGAAGAUAUAGAGAACGAAGUGACAGAGAAUGGAAAAAGGAAAAAGACAGAGAGAAGUAUACCUCAAGAGAACAGGAAAGAGAUAGACAACGAAAUGACCAUGACCGACACAGAGUGCAAGCAGAGAAGGAAGAAAAAGUCAGAGAAAAGGAAGAACAUAUGAAAGCAAGGAAAGAUGCAUAUGAAAACAGUGAUAAAUAUAGAAACAGAGAAAAACGAGAAGUAAGUAUUCAAUUUUCAGAAAAAAAUCAAGACGAAAAGGAGAGCAAACUGAAUCACAGGGCAAAAGAUAAAUUUUCUGACCAGGAAAGAAAUGAUAAAAUGAGACACAUGGAAAAGGACAAAGAAAAACACCUAGAGAAACCAUCUAUUUCUGAAAUAUCACUGGGAGCUAAACACAAAAUCACAGAGGAAAACAAAGAGACUGACAAAGAACAUGCAACAACCCACGAAGCAGUGAACAAGUUUGCAAAGCGGAACAAUGAAGAAACUGUAAUUUCAGCUAGAGACAGAUACUUGGCCAGGCAAAUGGCACGAGUUAAUGCAAAGACAUAUAUUGAGAAGGAAGAAGAUUGAUGACUUUCUAUAGGAAGAUCUGCAGAAGCACAGAUUAAUAAGUCAGGACACAUGUAUGAAUGCAUAAAAGAGUGUUUUUAGUAGUAGUUG